UUUACAAUUUCAAUCGAAGAAAUGUCAAAACAACAGCUCAAUGAAUGUCUGCAAAUCUUUUACGCUGCUGUUCGUCAAAAAGAUGGAAAAGAGUUCAAAGUAUCUUCCCUUCGCUCGAUCCGGGCAGCCAUUGAUCGCUAUUUGAGACAGCCACCCGUAAACAAGCCGUGGUCUAUUGUUGAAGACAAAGAAUUCCAUACUGCGAACAAAGUAUUAAAUGCCAUCUGCAAAAAGAAUGCAAAAGAGGGAAAAGUUGCCUCAGUUGCCCAUAAACAGGCAAUUACUAAAGAGCAAGUGCAGCAUCUCUAUCAAACAGGCCAACUUGGCGAAAGUGACACGACUGACCCCGCUCAACUGCAACGCACAGCUUGGUUUUACAUAACCUUGUAUUUUGGAAAACGAGGGAGAGAGAAUCAAAGGCAACUUACCAAAAGCAUGUUAAUCCUCAGAGAAACACCUCAAGGCCGACAAUAUUAUGAAUUCAGCAGGUUGUUGGCGAGCAAGAACCACCAAGGAGGCUGGAAUGACAACACUAACGAAUCAGACGGCAAAAUGUUUGAAGUUUUGGAUUCCGCACGCUGUCCGGUUAAAACAGUUGAAAACUACCUGAGGCAUCUAAAUCCUGAAUUGGAAAUUCUUUUUCAGCGUCCAAAAAUGCCCUGUGGGAAAUUCCAGCCAAAAAAUGAGCUUGUGUGGUACUGUAAUUCUCCCUUGGGUCAGAGUACGUUGGAGAACAUGAUGAAAGUCAUGUCGAAAGCAGCAGAGAUCACUCCCCACUUGACAAACCACUGCGUGCGAGCAACAUCAGUCACCGUUUUAGCCGACAAUAAUGUUGAAUUCAGGCAUAUUAAGGCAGUUACAGGUCAUAAGUCAACCACUUCAAUUGAGUCGUAUAACUCCAGGUCGUCUCUCCGACAAAAGGAAAACAUGUCAAACAUCAUUAGCCGCUUCGUCUCCGAAGAAGCUAACAACUCACAGCUAGCCAUAGAAUAUCCAAGCUCCACAUCAAGAGAAAUUGUCGGUUAAACCUCGAUGAAUUCAGGGAGAAUUGCUCUAAGUCAACAGAUGGCGAAUAACUUCUAGCUUCAAGCUCCGCAAGCAUUCCAUUUUAAUAACUGCAACGUCUCGAUCACAAACAACAACUACACGCGUUGA
Molecule: messenger RNA, 1155 nt
Organism: Exaiptasia diaphana
Lineage: Eukaryota; Metazoa; Cnidaria; Anthozoa; Actiniaria; Aiptasiidae
Product: zinc finger MYM-type protein 2-like
Exons: 1
Biological process (GO): DNA integration; DNA recombination
Molecular function (GO): DNA binding
Source: RefSeq, a predicted model, not a curated record